AUGCUCUGCAUUGGGGGUAUCGGCCCGAUCAUUUCAGUGCUUUUCCUUGAACUCGUCGACGAAUUCCACAUCAGUUUCACUCAAGCCUCCCUCCUUUUGGGCUAUCAACUCCUGACGGUUGGUGCGACGGGCAUUGUUGUCGCCGCUUCCUCCCAACGGUUUGGAAAACGUCCUAACUUCAUAAUCUCCAUAUCGAUCGCAUGGGCUGGAUCAUUGUGGGGAGGCGCAGCACAGUCCUAUGCAUCUCUGGUCGGUGCCCGGGUCAUUCAAGGCCUGGGUAUUGCAAUGUUUGAAAGUGUCACAUUCGCGGUCAUUGGCCAAUUCGGGAAUGGCACAUCUGCCGUCUAUCGUUGCUAG
This is a messenger RNA of Exophiala xenobiotica, 357 nucleotides long. RefSeq lists its product as uncharacterized. The record is from RefSeq and is a predicted model, not a curated record. Gene Ontology annotation, molecular function: transmembrane transporter activity. The transcript is spliced from 2 exons. The coding region runs from base 1 to 357 and encodes 118 amino acids. NCBI's taxonomy places the organism in Eukaryota, Fungi, Ascomycota, Eurotiomycetes, Chaetothyriales, Herpotrichiellaceae. Gene Ontology annotation, biological process: transmembrane transport.